Cucurbita pepo subsp. pepo (vegetable marrow) is the source of this 715-nucleotide messenger RNA. RefSeq lists its product as uncharacterized. The record is from RefSeq and is a predicted model, not a curated record. Lineage: Eukaryota; Viridiplantae; Streptophyta; Magnoliopsida; Cucurbitales; Cucurbitaceae.
UGUUGAAGCAGUUGAACUGCAAAUUCCACAUACAAAUCACCACCACCACCACCAAAUCCUAAUUCCCAAAUCCCAAAUCCCAAAUAUUCUCUCCAAUUUCCAAUUUCUUUUCCCUAAUUUCUCAUUUUUCAUUUCAAUCCAAAUCCAUGGCGGUUGAAGAUGACUUCAGUUUCCCCACCGUCUUCGACUCCUUCACCCGCUGCAGCAUCGAUUCCCCGCCGCUCUGGCGCGCCUCUCCCGCCGCAUCUCCCAUUUCCGAUUCCAACUUCAGAGACACCACCGCCCACACUGACAGGACCGAUCGCUUCGCCGCCGUCACAUUUACGUCCUCCUUGCACAGGAGGAGGAGACUCGGGAGCGACGAGGAGACGGAGGCCGCGGCGGCGGAGAAGAUGGAUGUGCUCUGGGAGAAUCUCAACGAGGACUUAUCGAGGAAUCGAAGAUCGAGGUUGAUGAAAUCGGCGGAGAUUGAAUCGGUUGAGAUACCGGAAUUGGAUCCGUCGGAAAAGUCGAGGAGCACGGCGACGAGGAGGAAGAAGACGACGACGGGGAUUGUUAAGGUUUUGAAGAAGCUUUUCUUGUUGCAGAACACUUCCCGCCGGAAUCUGGAAACUCGAUCAGCCUGAAAAACGCGUCGGAUUUUUAUUUUUCUCAAAAUGUAUAAAUCAAUAAGAAUUCACAAAUUAAUACAUUAUUUAUUUUAUCUUUCUUUCUU